This is a messenger RNA of Desarmillaria tabescens, 993 nucleotides long. RefSeq lists its product as uncharacterized. The transcript has 6 exons. Lineage: Eukaryota; Fungi; Basidiomycota; Agaricomycetes; Agaricales; Physalacriaceae. The record is from RefSeq and is a predicted model, not a curated record. Bases 1 to 993 code for a protein of 330 amino acids.
AUGGCGACUCAGACAGAUAUUCCACCAGAUCUUACUGAUGAAGACAAAGCUUUCAUAUUUCAAUAUCUCGAUGCUAACCUGAACAACCAAAUUCUCUAUGCGUUAUUACAUGGUAUAUACACUGGAAUUCUUGCUGUUACGUUGUGGAAUAUAUCCAUCAAUAAACGCUGGCCGAUCCGACGAGCCUUGGUUGUCAUUAUUAUUCUCCUCUAUGCUUUCACUACUAUCAAUUUUGCUGUCAGUUGGUCAUUGAUAUACUCCGCAUUCAUCCGAAACGGACAAAGCUUUUGGACCGCAUUCUCGAAGCUUAACGGUGUGGACCAAGUGGCCUAUUGGGAGAUGGGUAUUGCAGCGUCUAUGAGUACCCUUCUCGCAGACUCAUAUAUUAUUUGGUGCUGUUGGAUGGUCUGGGGACAGCGCUGGCUUAUUGUCCUGCUUCCAAUCCUUUCCCUAAUUUUCCGGAACUGUGCAUCUCCGGACUCAUUAUUCAUGAUGCUCUAUGUAUCCUUCAUCCUGGCAACAACAUUAUGGUGUACACUGCUCAUCAUUUUCCGCAUUUUGAGUGUUACUGGGGUUAGACGUGGAGCAGGCAGCCGACUGAGAGUUUAUCGCCAUUUUAUUGAAGUGCUAGUGGAAUCCUCCGCUUUCUAUUCAAUAACUCUGAUUCUAUACUUGGCUUUCUUCAUUCGCAAUGAUUUUCAACAGUUUUACAUUGAAGCUAUAGCUGGUAUCAUGAAGGGAGUUGCACCCACACUCAUUGUUGGCAGAGCAGCGGCAGGACACACGCGUCCAAACGAAGAACAUGAUGAAAGUUCGCCGGUGUCUACCAUUCGUUUCCAGACGUCUUCGCAAUCUUCCCAACCUUCGCAACCUUCCACAGCAAGCUUUCAGAAUUCCACUGUGCAGAGUGCAGUCCUUGAAGAGGACAUUGAAGCUCAACGGUCCGGAGAGCGGUCAGAUGAGCUCGUGGUAGUUAUUGAAAGGAUGGAAUAG